AUUCUUCUCCGUCUACUAUGCUCUCUCCCUUGUGUCUGGUCUCGCGAAAACUGCGUAUUAGUACCUCCUUGGUUCCGCCGCUUGCCUCGGUCGACUGAUAGGCGUGUCGUGAUUCUGUCUCGGUUUCGCGUUGUUAAAACCGCUCUUACUCAGCGUGGAAACGUCUUUUGACCCCAUAACAUUCGCUGAAAUUCAUGCUGGCACUGUCUUCAGAUUGCAGAUGGUUCAAGUGGAGCCCCCGUCCGCGGCCUUCAGCAGCUUCCAUACGCCCAGACCAAACAGACUGGGGGUUCCGGCGCUUCUUACACUUUUUGCUCUGCAUAAAAAACACAUCAACAAGUUACUCCUCCCAUGUGCAGCUGACCUUUGUGCAUUCGCGUCCUUUCAGCAGGCGAACUUGUGAUUACCCGCCGUGUUUAUCUAGUUUGUCGAGCAAUGGCAAAGAACCGAAGUGCGCGACAUGGCACUGGACCUGGGGUGUUUGUACAGCAGACACGCGCGUCGGAGAGCUGUUUUGAGGACUCUUCACCCAGGACCAAAAGUUUGUCAGAAGAGCGACGAGAUCCCGAGUUCAGCGACGGCGUUUCUCGGGAAGCGGAAGAGGGUAAGGAAACCUCUCUUGUUUCUGCGAAAAAAAGUGGUUCGGCUGGAUCUCUCACGUGCAUUGUUCGAGACCUCGCGAGAGCAUACCUGCAACGAUACCCGCCCCGCAUCCUCAUGAUGGAUGCAUUCUGUGCGUGUCUACUCUUAAUGGCGGGCCUGCUCGUCCUGUACGCGGUCCUCACUCGAUCUACGUUCCCCUUCAACGCCUUCCUCUCUGCGUUCAUCUCGUGCGUCGGCACGGCUGUCCUCACGGUCUGCUUCAGAAUCCAGAUUACCAACAAAUCCAUAUUCAAGCUCACGGAGGAGAGAGCACUCGCGGAUUUCCUCCUUUGCAGCCUUCUUUUGCAAGUUGCCGUUUUCACUUUUAUCGGUUGAGAAAGAAGCAGAGCUGUGAAAGCAUCCGCGUGUACGGCGGCGACCGAUAUUCUUUGCAACACCUCGUGUGGCCUUUUAGAUACUUGCUGGCUUUGUUCCAGGUGAUGCGUAUGUGCAUGUGAAUGUGUGUGCAUGCAGGCACAGAAUAUGCAUCUGUGCCUAUCUGUAUCAAUCUCUGGAUCUACGUCCGUCUGUCUAUCCCUCUAUGCACUAUUCUCUAUCUGUUUACCUAUCGCUUAUGUGCACAUGAACGCCUCGCUGUCCUCGAUUCUGCAAACAAAUCUCUCUGUCUAUCCGUAUGUAGUCGUUUGCCGACCUAUUUAGGCAAAGGCACAUACAUAUACUCUAGCGGUACACGAGCAGUGGGAGUUGACCGUGUGGGGAACUUGCUGACAAAAACGGAAAUGCAAAGAAUGCGCAUUCAAGCGGCGAUUUGAAGGGAGUCACGGGAUCUGUCGCGUGCGAUCGAGAGACCCAGUUGGUGCCUACGAGUUGUAGUUCUCUGUCAUUUCGUGAACGCGUGUCUUGAAUCGAGGGUGACAUACAUAGCGCAGCCAAACAGUGGCGUUCUUGGUAAACGGAAGACACCGGUUUUUCGCCUUCACGAGCAGAACCUGCCGAACAGACGCGAUUCUUUGGUUUUUCAAGGCAUUCCGAUUUGACGCGGUCCCCCAAUCGCUACGACGAUUAAGGAACUCCGGAACCACGUGUUUAGGAUAUCAACAGGACGGGAGUUAUGGUCUGCAUUUCGCUUUUCACGUACACACACAUCUAUAUGGGGGCAUACAGAAUCGAAGGUAG
Toxoplasma gondii ME49 is the source of this 1779-nucleotide messenger RNA. RefSeq names its product DAD family protein. Gene Ontology annotation, cellular component: oligosaccharyltransferase complex; membrane. The record is from RefSeq and is a predicted model, not a curated record. The coding region runs from base 436 to 978 and encodes 180 amino acids. The transcript is spliced from 2 exons. Lineage: Eukaryota; Apicomplexa; Conoidasida; Eucoccidiorida; Sarcocystidae. Gene Ontology annotation, biological process: protein N-linked glycosylation.